This is a messenger RNA of Pangasianodon hypophthalmus (striped catfish), 3824 nucleotides long. RefSeq names its product G-protein coupled receptor 54. Lineage: Eukaryota; Metazoa; Chordata; Actinopteri; Siluriformes; Pangasiidae. The transcript is spliced from 5 exons. Bases 1862 to 2926 code for a protein of 354 amino acids. Gene Ontology annotation, biological process: neuropeptide signaling pathway. Gene Ontology annotation, cellular component: membrane. The record is from RefSeq and is a predicted model, not a curated record. Gene Ontology annotation, molecular function: G protein-coupled peptide receptor activity.
UUUGCUUCACUGUUUUCAUGAAUGUAGAUUGUAGAAUGUAGAAUAUUUAAUUAAUUUGCUAUUUCAUAAAAGAACUGCGGCAGAUUCUCCAAGGCACAAAUUGUAUCUGCUUUUUAAAAGACAAAGGGUUAACACACCAAAUAUUGACUAUGUUUAGUUUAUUGCUGUAUACUGCUUUUCAUAGUUUUUUAAAAUGUGGAAAUGUUAAUUUUCAUUAUUUUUGAAGGCAUCUUUGCUUCACGGCAUUUCUUUGCCUGUGCUUAUGUCUUUUCCACAGUACUGUAUAUAAAUAGAAACAUACAGUAUAAUGUGUUUCAGGGUGAACUUUUCCACUAAGCUUCUUCUGGCAGCAAGACAUCUUGUUUUGUGCAUCAUCACCAUUUGAACAAUUAAGUGUGACUAUUUAUGUACAGCUGCAGACAGGUAAAUAUACACUCACUGAGCACUUUAUUAGGAAAACCUGUACACCUCCUCAUUCAUGCAAUUAUCUAAUCAGCCAAUCGUGUGGCAGCAGCACAAUGUAGAUACAGGACAGCAGAAUGACCGUGGCAUAAUUGUUGGUGCCAGACGGGCUGGUUUGAGUAUUUCUGUAACUGCUGAUCUCCUGAGAUUUUCAUGCACAACUGUCUCUAGAGUUUACUCAGAAUGGUGCAAUAAAGAAAAAAUAUCCAGCGUCACCUUGUUGAUGAGAGAGAUCAAUAGAGAAUGGCCAGACUGGUUUGAGCUGACAGAAAGGCUACAGUAACUCAGAUAACCACUCUGUACAAUUGUAGUGAGCAGAAAAGCAUCUCAGAAAGCACAACACGUGAAACCUUGAGGUGGAUGGCCUCAAGAAAAAGACCAUGUUGGGUUCCACUUCUCUCAGCCAAGAACAGAAAGCUGAGGCUGCAGUGGGCACAGGCUCACCAAAACUGGACAGUUGAAGACUGGAAAAACGUAGCCUGGUCUGAUGAAUCUCAAUUUCUGCUGAGGCUCACUGAUGGUAGGAUCAGAAUUUGGACCCAACCUGCCUUGUGUCAACAGUCCAGGCUGGUGGAGGUGGUGUAAUGGUGUGUGGGGAAAGUUUUCCUGGCACACUUUGCGCCCGUUAAUACCAAUCAAUCAUCGCUUGAAUGCCACAGUCUAUUUAAGCAUUGUUGCUGAUCAUGUGCAUCCCUUCAUGGCCACAAUUUACCGAUCUUCUAAUGGCUACUUCCAGCAUGAUGAUGCACCAUGUCACAAAGCAAAAGUCGUCUCAAACUGAUUUCAUGAACAUGACAAUGAGUUCAGUGUUCUUCAGUGGCCUUCCCAGUCACUGGAUCUGAAUCCAGUAGAACACCUUUGGGAUGUGGCAGAAUGGGAGAUUCUCAGCAUGAAAGUGCACCUGAAAAAUCUGCAGGAAUUGUGUGAUGCAAUCAUGAUAACAUGGACCAGAAUCUCAAAGGAAUGUUUCCAACAUCUUGUGGAAUCCAUGCCAUGAAGAAUUGAGGCUGUUUUGAGAGCAAAGGGAGGCUCUACCCAGUAUUAGAAUAGUGUUCCUAAUAAAGAGUGUAUUAUCCUAAUUUUAUAAUGCUAACUUUGCCAUAACCCAGGCUGCUGUAUUUGCUGCGUAAACAAUCCCCUAACCUGAACGAAUCAGUUAGUGGGGAAAAAUGAAUCAAACUAAAAGAUUCGAAUCAUUAAAAAGAUUCCUGUGCAGCUCAAAUAAGCGCGCGCUCGGGUUUGCGCUUUAUAAAAACACCACAGAGACACGAGCAGACACAAACACCAGUGUCCGGGUGACAUGGAGGUACUACUACUCCACAGCAGUGGUACAGCCUACUUUCCUCACAGUAUUUUGAUUGCAAUUAGCACCGGUGCCAGUUAAGGAUAAAAAUCUACAAUGAAUGGUUCAGUUAAUUCUACCAAUGAGUCUUGUGCUGCUCGGGCUGUGUGUGAGGAAGACGCGCGCGCUCCCGCGAUUCCCUACCUGGUGGACGCCUGGCUCGUGCCGCUGGUCUUCGCGCUCAUCAUGGUGCUGGGACUGUUUGGAAAUUCCCUGGUUCUGUAUGUGAUUUCUAAACACAAGAAAAUGUGGACAGCGACAAAUAUCUAUAUAGCUAACCUGGCGAUGACGGACAUCACCUUUCUGGUUUGCUGUGUGCCUUUCACUGCUGUGCUUUAUCCGUUACCAAGCUGGAUCUUUGGAAAUUUCAUGUGUAAAUUUGUCAGCUACAUCCAACAGGUAUCUGCACAGGCCACUUGUGUAACACUGACAGUGAUGAGUGUGGAUCGCUGGUACGUCACUGUGUAUCCGCUGCGCUCCUUGCAGUGUCGUACACCGAGAGUUGCCACCAUGGUGAACCUGGGAAUCUGGAUAGGAUCUUUCUUGGUGUCCCUGCCAGUGCCACUGUACACAAGGACUUUAGCUGGAGAAUGGUUUGGUCCUCAGGUAUUCUGCACGGAGAUUUUUCCCACAACAACACACAAGAAAGCCUUCAUCCUAUACAACUUCCUGGCUGUGUAUAUGCUCCCGCUGGUGACUAUCUGUGUGUGUUAUCUGGUCAUGUUGUACCAGAUGGGCCGGCCAGCUGUGGAGCCUGUUGACAAUAAUUAUCAGCUCCAGGUUCAGACAGAGCGCAGCGCUGCUGUAAGAGCUAAAGUGUCCCGUAUGGUGCUGGUGAUUGUACAGCUGUUUAUUCUGUGCUGGGGUCCCAUCCAGCUGUUCAUCCUGGCGCAGGCAUUUAGCCCACACUUCCGUCAGGACUAUUACACAUACAAAGUGAAGAUAUGGGCACACUGCAUGUCCUACAGCAACUCGUGCAUUAAUCCCAUAGUCUACGCCUUCAUGGGUGCCAACUUCCGCAAGGCCUUCAAGAAAACUUGCCAUUGCUGUUUCAAACAGCGGGUAAAUGUCGCCCAACUGCCAAACGCAAAUGGAAACACUGAGAUGCACUAUGUGUCAUAGAGUAGAUCUCUUUCCUCUGUGUGUGUGUAUGUGUGUGUGUAGGUGUUUAGGUUAAGGAUAUAUUUUUUUUAGGUUUAAGCAUAGUAGCAAUGGGACAUACUUCAGAUGGCCAUUAAAGCUGACUUCUUGUUACGCUCAAUUUAAACUUUAAUUCUAAAUUUAAAGUACGAAAAGGCGCAAGUAAGUCUUAUACCAAAAGGCUUGUACUGCACUGAUCGGGCUGUGAAGGAAGAAGACAGAGAAAUGCCAUUGGACGUCAAGCCUUCUACUUGGGUUACCUCAAAUAGUAUGGACUAGUAUACAGAUAAAAAUACUUUAAAAAAAAAAAAAAAAAAAACUUAUUAUGUACAGAAAAAGUUAUUGAAAAAUAAUAGAAAAUUUGUGAUUUCUACAAUAAGAAUUUGCUAAUAUGGAUGUCAAGAACUGUAUGUGAAAUAAAUAAUUUGAGUCAGUUUAUAUCUUAGUCUUUAAUGUAACUGAGUAUAAUGUUAACCAGUGAAAGCUGCUGUGUUGACUGUUUCAUGUCCAUCUUUAUGAUUGUGAUUUAUGAAGUAUGUUUUCAGUGUGUAUUUAUUUCAUCUAUAUUUCUAUGUAUAUAUUUUCAAUUCAUUUCCACAAGUGUUCCUGAACUCAUAACUGUUUAGAUGCCGGCUAAUUUUGCAGCUGUUUAUGAGAAAACAUGAGUAGUGCAUGUUGAUCAUUUGGAAUUGGCUGUAAGUAUGCAAUAUGUUAGUAUUAAAAAUCUUGUCUAAUUAAUUUAUGCAACUUUAUGUGUUAGUGGUGUUUCUCACAGCACAGUCCAUCACUGAACUCUGUCUCCACCAGGUGGUGCCAUAAACCCAACAGAUGAAAAAGUACAAUCAUAGGUGAGAAUCACCCACCAUAACUAAAAUGAUAA